CCUCAUGGGCGCGGGUUCUCCUCUGUACGUUGGCUAAAGGGAUCUUGGCUCGACCUCGACCUUCCUUCCGCGUUGCCCGCGCGGGUUGGAAAGCCAGGCUCGUAUUGGCGGAUGUUUUGCUUCCAGGUUUCUUUUUGGGACUUGGGCUGGGUUUGGUCUCCAUCUUCUGGAAGGAAAACCGAUUGUGAAGUUGCGAAGUGGUCGGUGUACACGUUUGUUGUUUAAAAGUUGCGUGUUCGAGCCUGGUCGUCACUGUUUGCCUUCGCUUUUCUCAAGAGUGAAUUUCUGACCACUAAAUAUCUGAACAUGGCAAGUAAGAAACUGAGAAGAGCAGGUUUACCACAGGAUCUCUGUGAGAGACUAAGUCGACAUCAGAUCACUACUUGUCAGGAUGUUUUAUGUCUCUCGCUUCUGGAACUAAUGAAGGUGACUGGACAGAGUUACUGGAAAGUGAAGAAACUUCUUAAUACAAUCAGCCGAUCCUGUGCUCCUAAGAUGCAAACUGUUUAUGAAAUGAAAAUUAAAAGAACCAUCAAUCCAUCAUCAGCCUUCUUACCAACAACACUGGAAGAUCUGGAUAGAAUUUUGUAUGGUGGAAUUGCUUGCGGAUCUCUAACAGAGAUUACUGGCCCACCGGGUUGUGGGAAAACUCAGUUUUGUAUCAUGAUGAGUUUGCUGGCCACAUUGCCCACUAGCAUGGGAGGAUUAGAUGGAGCUGUUGUAUACAUUGAUACAGAAUCUGCAUUCAGUGCUGAAAGGCUUAUUGAGAUAGCACAGCACCGUUUCCCUCAUUAUUUUGCCUCAGAAGAAAACCUGGUGUUAAUGCCCAAUAGAAUACAUCUCUAUCGGGAACUCAGCUGUGAUAGUGUGCUUAAAAGGAUUGAAUCUUUAGAAGAAGAAAUUAUUUCUAAGAACGUUAAACUAGUAGUAAUUGACUCCAUAGCUUCUGUAGUCAGAAAGGAGUUUGAUGUAAAACUUCAAGGCAACCUGAAGGAAAGAAGUAAUUUAUUGACUAAAGAGGCAUCAAUAUUGAAGUUCUUGGCUGAAGAGUUUUCAAUACCAAUUUCUAGAUGACCCUGGAUACUGGUAU
Molecule: messenger RNA, 1090 nt
Organism: Pogona vitticeps (central bearded dragon)
Lineage: Eukaryota; Metazoa; Chordata; Lepidosauria; Squamata; Agamidae
Source: RefSeq, a predicted model, not a curated record